AUGCAGACUACAGUGGUAGGUAGUAAGAGCACACAGAAGCUUCAGCAAUCGAGGAUACUUCAAGAUCCCAAGUUGCAUAGAUUAACCCUUUAUAUGAAGUCCGCUGAAAGGGAGCAAAUUCGUUGUCAACUCAAACGGCCCGAGGAAGGUAACUUCUCAGUUCUUGAAUACGAAGCAUUCAGACAACCUGAUGACAUCUAUGACUCCGGUGACUCCAUAUCUGACCAGACUUGA
This is a messenger RNA of Rodentolepis nana, 234 nucleotides long. NCBI's taxonomy places the organism in Eukaryota, Metazoa, Platyhelminthes, Cestoda, Cyclophyllidea, Hymenolepididae. The record is from the annotation of a GenBank genome assembly.